UACAAGCAAUAUGCAUUUCUAACGCCCAAUUUAAAUGUCUGUGGUCGCAUUUAUAUUGGAUUAAAUUUUUGUCAAUGGGUCAAAAUAAACGAUACUCUUUGAAAUAUAUGUUCCACGAUACAAUAUAAUAGUAUUUUAUACCGUUAAAUUGGAUAGUUCAGUGACCGUCGCAAAGUGACGUGCGUAUGUAUGGUUACAUGAUACAUCAAAUGUAGUAGAAUCGGCAAUGCAGUUUCACGAAGAUGGCAGUUCAAACGAAUGAUAUUGGCAAUGCCAUUUCUAUAAUGGUGCCUUCAAUAACGGAAAUUUACUAAAUAAAUUGUUAAAUUUAACUUCUUUAUAUUGAUAUGACAAUAGUUACACAACAAAUGGAAAUUACUUGACCUUAGUGAGUCUAAGGGUAUUUGAAUUAAUUUGUCAAAAAUUGUUACGUUUUCGUUCCUAUUUGAGGAAGGCGUGAUCAAAAUGUCAGAGUUAAUCAGAAUGCAACGAUACGACAUUCUUCUUCAAGAAAUAGAAGGCAUAGAUGAUUAUUUGGGCCCGACUUUUCGAGCAAUUUAUGAUGGCCAUGAGCAUCAAAAAUUUAUGGAGAAGCUCGAUGAGCGUAUCAAAGCACAUGACAAAGAUAUUGAAAGAAUGUGUAAUCAUCAUUACCAAGGUUUCAUCGAUUCGAUCCGGGAACUGUUACAAGUUCGUUCUCAAGCGCAACAACUGAAUGCUGAAAUAUUGGAACUUGAUAAACGUAUCACUGCUACUUCCACCAAAGUAAUAGAGAAAGGAGAAGAGCUUGUUAAAGCACGUAAAGUAGAAAGUAAUAUGGCUGCAGCUGUAGAUAGCCUUACCAUGUGUCUUCCUGUAUUAGCUGCCUAUGCAAAGUUACAGAAACAGUUGAAAGACAAACGUUAUUAUCCAGCAUUGAAAACAUUGGAGCAACUAGAACAUCAUGACUUACCAAAAGUAACAAAUUAUAGAUUUUCUUCGCAAAUUACUCAACAAAUUCCGCAACUCCGCGAAAAUAUAAAGGAUGCUUCCAUGUCUGAUUUAAGAGACUUUUUAGAAAAUAUUAGAAAGUAUUCACCAAAAAUCGGCGAAGUUGCUAUGAGACAUACACAGGAACAAUUGAUCAUCGAAGCCGAGAUUAUCGGUCGUAAAAAGAAAAGAACAAACGCUAGAAAUUCGUUGUCGAACGAAGGCGAAGAAGAAUUAAGCGCUCAGGACUUAAUGGAUUUCAGUCCAGUAUAUCGUUGUAUGCAUAUUUAUACUGUACUUCGUGAAGGGGAAACGUUCAAAGCAUACUACAGACAGCAGAGAAAGCAGCAAGCUAGACUAGUUUUGCAGUCACCUAUUAAUAUGCACGAGAGUAUAGCCGGUUAUCAAACUUAUCUACAAGGCAUUGUGGGGUUCUUUGUAGUAGAAGAUCAUAUUUUAAACACAGGCAAUGGUUUAGCUACACGAUCUUAUUUGGACGAGUUGUGGACUAUGGCGCUAUCUAACAUAGUAAACGCAUUACGCACUCACUCUGCAUAUUGUACAGAUGCAGUGCUUAUCCUAAAAAUAAAAAAUCUUAUAAUGUUGUUUAACACAACUCUAAGAAAUUAUGGGUAUUCUAUAGGGCAACUUUGUAACUUAUUACUAGAAAUUCGAGUACAUUAUAACGAAGUCUUAAUGCAACAUUGGGUUCAAGUGUUUAGAGAUAUUUUGGACGAAGAUAGUUUUUUACCAAUUCAGGUGACCACGCAAAAAGAAUAUGAUGAUGUCCUUGACUUAUUUCCUUAUCACGAUGAGGAAUUAGAAAGAACAGAAUUUCCAAAAAAAUUCCCGUUCUCAGAUAUGGUACCAAAAGUUUAUCAGCAAGUUAAGGAAUUCAUCUAUGCUUGUUUAAAGUUUUCAGACGAUUUAAAUUUCACGCAAACGGAGAUAGAUGAAAUGAUUUGUAAAUCAACGAAUUUAUUAUUAACAAGAACAUUUAGUGGAUGUUUAUCGUCUUUAUUUCGGAAGCCAUCGUUGGCACUUUUACAAGUAGUCCAAAUUAUAAUAAAUACAGGCUACCUCGAAAAGUCCACAAAAUAUUUAGAAGAAUUCGUGACUAAUAUCACAGGAACACCGCAUGAGGGGCAAUUGAGUUGUAUGGGCGUAGAAUCAGCUAUGUUUAGAGUCGCGAGAGACGAUGCUGAAAAACAAAUUUGCGAUAAAUUAACGAACAAACUGGACGAGUUUUUAGAGUUGGAAAAUUAUGACUGGAACUUGGCAGAACCUCAAGGGCAUGCAUCCGGUUUUAUUACUGAUCUCAUAGCAUUCUUGCAAAGUACUUUCACUUGUUUUACCAAUUUACCUGAAGAAGUUGCACAAGUUGCGUGUAAAGCCGCUUGUUCUCAUAUAGCGAAAGCUAUAUUAGGUAUAUUAAUUAGCGAAGACGUGAAACAAAUAUCCAUGGGUGCUCUUCAACAAGUCAACUUAGAUACAAUACAAUGUGAACAAUUUGCAGCCUCGGAACCUGUAGUUGGUUUGCCCGAAGGAGCCUUGCUUCAAUAUUUUGCACAAUUAAGACAAUUACUAGACUUAUUUAUGAGUUGGGACUGGCCUACUUAUUUUCAUGACUAUGGUCAUGAAUCAAGUAAAUAUACUCUGGUAACUCCGAACAUGGCUGUACUUUUAUUAGAGAAGUUAAAGGAGUCCGAUAAAAAAACAGUAUUUUCUGUGCUAAAGAAAAGCGAACGGGAUAAGAAAAAGCUUCUGGAAACCGUACUGAAACAACUACGCCAACUGGCACAAACUACUCAGCAAUAAAUGAAACCAAGUCA
Messenger RNA from Colletes gigas, 2801 nucleotides. It is a transcript of the gene Sec15, whose product is annotated as exocyst complex component 6B. Gene Ontology annotation, biological process: exocytosis; Golgi to plasma membrane transport; intracellular protein transport. The transcript has 13 exons. NCBI's taxonomy places the organism in Eukaryota, Metazoa, Arthropoda, Insecta, Hymenoptera, Colletidae. Gene Ontology annotation, cellular component: exocyst; membrane. The coding region runs from base 466 to 2787 and encodes 773 amino acids. The record is from RefSeq and is a predicted model, not a curated record.